Halteromyces radiatus is the source of this 4850-nucleotide messenger RNA. RefSeq names its product inositol hexakisphosphate-domain-containing protein. The transcript has 17 exons. NCBI's taxonomy places the organism in Eukaryota, Fungi, Mucoromycota, Mucoromycetes, Mucorales, Cunninghamellaceae. The coding region runs from base 26 to 4774 and encodes 1582 amino acids. The record is from RefSeq and is a predicted model, not a curated record.
UUUACAUUUUUUUUUUUUGUAUUACAUGUUACCUUCAUCACCAAAAGACAUACCAAUGACAUCGUCUCAUUUUGGUUCUCCUCCAAAAACCAAUUAUCUAUAUGGUGACUCACCUACCUCCAGUCUGUCUAGUCCAAAGUUUUCUCGACGUACUGCUGAUACAGAUAUUUCUAACAAGACUUCCAAUUUUGUGCCUCCUCGCCUAAACAAAGGGUUAGAUAUAUUUGCAACUAGUCCACCACUUCGAAGUCAAUCUAUUAUGGAAAAUGGUCAUGGUUCUCCUCAUAUGUCUUCGUCACCUAUUACUACUACUACUACUUGUUCACCAUCUGAUCCUCGAUCCCUUCUGAAGGCUGCUAGUACCCUUAUAAAAUCUCGUAAUGGUACUGUUUUGACAAGAAAUACAAUUCUUAAAGCAGAUCAUUUUUCAAGUGGAACAAACACCAAUUUAGAUCUUCAUCUUCAAGGAGGACCUAACUUUAGAGCUGCUGAAUUAGAUGUCUAUGGUGUAGCACAACCAACGGUCAUCGGAUUAUCUACCAUCUUAUCCAUUUUGAAUUGUCAUCCAAAAAGUGUCAAUCGUGUAUCUUGUACUUGGUUUUCUACUCGCGAAGAACCUUUAGUCUAUCUCAAUGGAUAUCCAUAUUGUUUACGUGAAUAUGCCAAUCCUAUGCAAAAUAUGAAUAUGUUUUGGGGUAUCAAUGCAACUCGAUUAGAAAAAGUGGAAGAAAGACUCAAAACUGAUAUUAUUAAGGAAGCAAAUUCGAUGAAUGGUCUUAUUUUGGCUCAUCAAGAAUUAUCUGAUGGAACUGUAGUACCCUGUUAUCUUGCAGCAGAUAAGGUUCAAACUCCUAGUGAAGUCUUUCAAGAAUUCCAACAACAAGGCUAUCAAUUGAAAUACUUUCGGAUUCCUAUAUCUCCUGAACAAGGCCCAGAAGAUAAUUACUUUGAUGAAUAUGUACGUGUUAUUAGAACAUUGGAACCAACCGAGCCUUUAAUAUUCAAUUGUGGUAUAGGCAAUGUACGAACUACUGUGGGGAUUAUCAUUGCUCAGAUUAUCCGUCGAACUCAGCUUAUCGAACGUGGUUAUCGUGAUCCAUUCAUCAUUCCCGGUUAUGAUUAUCAAUCAGCAUCCAAAAAUACGUCGGAACCAGUGGUAUCAUUGGAACUUGGUAAUCCAAAGGCGAAAUAUCAAGAAACCUUAUUACGAUUAGUAUAUGUAUUGGAACAAGCUUUGGAAUCAAAAAUGUCAACGCAUUCUGCAAUCGAAUGGGCUUUGGAACGAGGCAAUAUCAUGGACAAUUUAAUGGAAGCAAUAAUGGGCAAUUAUCAUUCAGUGGUGGCUCUUACUUCUGUAUUGGAUAGUGGAGUUUUUAGCAAACGUAUUUUAGAUGAAAUGAUUGAUCGAUCUGAUGCUGUAGUGAACCUGCGUGAAAUUAUCUUGACCAAUCGUAUUCGUUACAACAAUACAACAGCAUCUUCCUCUUCUUCCAAGAAUAAUAAACCCAAUGGCAGUGGCAAUGGAUAUGAAAAGAAUCUUUAUUUGGAAAAAGCAUCCAAGGCACUUCAACGUUACUUCUUUUUACUCUGUUUUAUGGCAUAUAUCAACGAAAGUCCCAAUACUCGGUUUGAAACUCGAUUCUCGUCUUGGAUCAAGGCUCGUACUGAAAUAUGGUCUAUGCUACAAAAUAUGCGUCGUAAAGGUCCUCGGCUUUAUUAUUUCCGUCCAAUAGAAGAACUACAAUCUAUUGAACAUGGUUAUGGACAUGGAUCAACAUUGACUUUAUCUCAUGCUCGUUUUCAUGGUAGUUCGAAGGGUAUGUUUGAUAUGAAAGGCGCAGGAUCACAACAUGAUGAUAUUGUUGUUACUGAAGUAGAAAACUUUAUUAUUCAGUCUCGAAAAGGUGCAGUAUUUACAGCUCAAAAUAUCCUCAAGGUCGACUUUUGGUAUUAUCACUACCUAGAUAAUGAACGACAGGAAUAUACGGUUAUCCAUUCAAGAACUCCACGACAACUCGAUAAUAUCAACAAUUAUAAUCAUCCUCAAACUCAUCAUUCAUUUUAUAUUGAAGGUGCAUCCAAUUUUAGACGAAUUGACAAUACUCAUGUUUAUGGUAUAGCACAACCAACGAUAUAUGGACUAAAGCAAGUGAUACGACAACUACUUACCGAUCGACCAAGAAACGAACGAAUACUUUGGAUCAAUCUACGAGAAGAGCCUAUUAUAUAUAUUAAUGGAGUUCCUUAUGUCCUUCGUGAUAGAUACUUUACUCUUCGCAACAUUCGAGCGUAUAAAGGAAUCACUGGCGCAAGAUUAGAACAACUGGAAGAUCGACUUAAAGAAGAUAUUGUUCAAGAAAUCAAUAAUUACGAAGGACGGAUAUUACUUCAUGGUGAAAAUCAAGAUGGCCAAGUGUUUUCUCAAUGGGAAGAAGUCUCUGUGGAUGAUGUAUUGACCGUGCGUGAAGUAAUGGAAUCUAUGACUGGCGAAAUGUCUGAAGAAUUAGAGUUGGAUACAGCUCAAGGCAACAUGCUGACUUACCAUCGUAUCCCUAUUACUGCAGAAAAGGUACCUACUUAUGAAGAUUUUGAUGAAUUACGAGCUAUUAUUGCUACAGCAGAUCUUGGAAAAACGGCUCUUGUCAUGAACUGUCAAAUUGGGCUUGGAAGAUCUACAACAGGAACUGUCAUCGCCACAUUGCUUACCCGUUGGGUACAUCAACAAUCAUCAAUAUCUGGUUCUAUACCUUCGCAAGAAGAAGAAGAAGAAGGAACAAAUGAUCGACAACGACAACAAGAGAAACCUCUGACAAUACGACGUCGAAACUACCAAAUUAUUAACAGUCUUUUACGGGUGAUCAAACAUGGCCUGGAAAACAAACGCAUUGUGGAUGAUGUACUGGACAAGUGUGGCCUAACCAUCAAUCUUCGUGAUAUUAUUGAAAAAGCUAGGGUUCAAGUGGAAAAUGAAACAGAUCCGGACAAAAGGAAAACCAAGAUCAAACGUGGCAUUGUCGCUUUGGAACGAUAUUAUGUGCUUAUCUGUUUCCAGGCUUAUUUGGACAACACCUCCCCCGAAUUAUUGCAUGAAACAGAAUCAUUUGGGCAAUGGAUGAAACGACAUCCUGAACUUGCGACCAUUUUGAAGGAAUUACAAUCUACUGACAGUUUGGAAAGUAUUGUGCCUGUGGAACUUACAAUACCAUCAUCGCUAUCAUCAACAACAGUAACGACCACAAUGACAACAACAGCAAGUUCAGCGGAUAGCAACAAACUUGUCAUACAAGGCGAUGGAAUAGCUCUGACAAGUGAAGUGGUACAUGUAUUGCAAGCUCGAACGGGACAAGUAUUAGGUCAAAACUCUAUUCUCAAACAUGAUGCUUUCCCUGGUUGUCAAAAAAUGGGUCUACGUGAAAAAAUUCCUGGUGCUUACAAUUUCCGACGUAUACCUGUGGAUCAAGUGAAACGAGCAGUAAAGUAUGGAGGCAAAGCAUCUACGGUGGGUGGUCUAGCUGUGGACAUGGAUAUCUUACAACUGAUGAAUACCGAUUACUCCAAUGAUGGUACGAAAAUCAAUAGCAAGAACAACGAUGAUAGUAUAGAUACACUCUUAGCUGCAUCGGACUAUCAAAUAGCACCACCUUAUAUUUGUGGUUGUGCCAUGCCAAACAAAGACGCAAUCAAGGCAAUACUCAAGGCAAUGAAUGCUGGGCCUGGUGGAAAACGAAAAGUACUCUGGACAUGUCUUCGUGAAGAACCUGUAUUAUACAUCAACAAACGACCCUAUGUACUACGACUUCACAAUAAUCCUCUUCGAAAUUUGGAAACGACUGGUAUUGCGAAAGAACGAGUGGAACAUAUGGAAAGGAUCAUGAAACGAGAUGUGAUGGAAGAACUGGUGGCGUACAAUGGACGCCUUUUAUUACAUGGAGAAGAAACAGCCGAAAAAGGUGGAUUUAUUUUAUUGCCGACAUGGGAAACUGUACCACCAGAUUGUGUUGAAACUCCUGAUCAAGUAUUCCAAUCCAUUAUUGAUGAAGGUUAUCAAGUCAAUUACUUUAGAAUACCAAUCACUGAUGAACAAGCACCUAUUCCUGAUGUCUUUGAUCAAUUUAUUGAUCGUAUGAAACUCUCAAAUCAACAAACUGAUAUCAUGUUCAACUGUCAAAUGGGUCGUGGCCGUACAACAACUGGCAUGGUAACAGCCUGUUUACUAUCGAUGAUUGCUAAAUCCAAUGAUAUUUCUGAGAUUGGAUCAACUUCAGAAGUAUCAUUAUCAUUUGGGGACAUGGAACAAUCUGAAGAAAAUAAUGAUGAACAGCAUCGAUUACAAAAUGGAGAUUAUCGGGUUAUUCUGCAACUCAUUAGUGUACUUAGUCAUGGAAAAUUGGCGAAACGGCUGACUGAUCAAGCAAUCAAUAUGUGUGACCAUAUGCAGAAUUUACGGAAAGCGAUUUAUGAUUUGAAACUUCGAAUGGAUGCGGCUGAAAUGGGAUCAUCUAAACGACAUAUCGCUGAAGAAGGAUUUUUGAAUUACCUUGUACGAUACUUUUAUUUGAUUGUGUUUGCAAAUUAUCUAUUGGAAAUGGUGAAACAACAACAGAAUCAAGAUUCAACACUACCGAUUGAAAAUGGGACAUCCUUAUCAUCUUCAUCAACAGGUGGACUAGCAACAAUGAUUGAAGAAUCAUCAGGAUUAUCUUUUAAAUCUUGGUUAAAACGUCACCGGGAAAUCUUGAAUCUCAUCAAAUAUCAAUCCAAAGAAUUGUCUUGAUUAUUAUUUUAGUCUAGAUGCUUCAUUUAUAUACUGUUUUAUAUAUAUAUAUAAUAAAGUUACUUUUUAAAUUACC